Messenger RNA from Fragaria vesca subsp. vesca, 2021 nucleotides. RefSeq names its product pentatricopeptide repeat-containing protein At3g48250, chloroplastic-like. The transcript has a single exon. Gene Ontology annotation, biological process: RNA splicing. Gene Ontology annotation, molecular function: protein binding. The coding region runs from base 26 to 1918 and encodes 630 amino acids. NCBI's taxonomy places the organism in Eukaryota, Viridiplantae, Streptophyta, Magnoliopsida, Rosales, Rosaceae. The record is from RefSeq and is a predicted model, not a curated record.
UAAACCCUUUGAAACCUCAGCAGCCAUGAAUCGAACAAAGGCGAUCUUCACUUCCCUCCGAGUCGCCAGCUCGCUCCGACUGAGUCGCGCCCACUCCACAACUCGGCCUCUUCGUUCUCAGGUGACUACUACUCACUUUCCUCAUUUCCUUUCAAAUCAAUCUCACACUUCCCAUUUCCUCAAUACCCGCCAAAGCCUCACCUUCUCCUCCACACCCAACUCGGUCCUGCAACUCGUCCUCUCCAACCAGUGGUCCCCUGAGUUGGAGACCGAGUUGUCCGAGUCACACCUGUCACUGACCCACGAUGUGGUCAUCUAUGUUUUGAAGAAACUGAAUAAAGACCCAGCAAAGGCUUGGAGUUUCUUCAAUUGGGUCUGUGAGAAGAAAGGUUUUAGUCCAGGGCAUUCCAUGUUUAGCUUAAUGCUUAGGGUUUUGGUGCAUAAGGAUACAAUGAGGCAGUUUUGGGGUGUUCUGACGAGGAUGAGAGAUGAAGGGUUUUACAUUGAUGCGCAAACGUAUUUGUCGAUUUUGGAACUGCUCAAGACUGGGAAGAUGGACGCCGACGUUUCGGCUUUCAAGCAUUUUUAUGAGAGGAUGAUUCAGGAGAAUGCUGGGGAUGAGGAUGUGAAGAAGGUGAUGGAUGUUGUUUUGGGGGCUGAGUGGAGUGAUAAGGUUGAGAAAGAGUUGGGGGAGAUUGACGUGGAGUUAUCGGAGAAGUUUGUCGUAAGGGUACUGAGGGAUCUUCGGGUUUGCCCAUUGAAAGCGUUGAGGUUUUUCCGUUGGGUGGAGCAGUGUGCCGGUUAUGAGCACAAUAGUGUUACAUACAAUGGUAUGUCGUUGGUUCUUGGACAGGCUAGUUCAAUUGGGGAGUUUUGGAGUGUGAUUGAGGAAAUGAAGGUUGCGGGUCAGGAGCUGGAUUUGGAUACUUACAUUAAGCUUUCGAGGCAGUUUCAGAAGAGCAAGAUGGUAGAGGAUGCAGUGAAGCUUUACGAGCUCAUGAUGGAUGGCCCUUAUAAGCCUUCUGUUCAGGAUGUCAGCAUCCUUUUGAGGAGCAUUUCAGCAAAUGAGAGACCAGAUAUGGAUUUGGUAUUUAGAGUUGUAAAGAAGUUUGAGUCUGCAGGGUUUACACUCUCCAAGGCUGUUUAUGAUGGGAUUCACAGGUCUUUGACUAAUUUAGGUAGAUUUGAUGAAGCAGAGGACACUUUGAUAGCUAUGAGAAAUGCGGGGUUUGAGCCAGACAACAUUACAUAUAGCCAAGUGGUCUUUGGACUUUGCAAGGCCAAGAAACUCGAUGAAGCCUGUAAACUGCUGGAUGAUAUGGAAGAAAAUGGAUGUGUUCCUGAUAUAAAGACUUGGAUGAUUUUGAUUCAAGGCCAUUGUGCUGCUAAUGAAAUUGACAAGGCGCUGAUUUGUUUUGCAAAGAUGAUGGAAAAAGAAUGUAAAGCGGAUGCGGAUAUUUUGGAUGUCUUGAUAAAUGGGCUCAUUAAGCAGGCGAAGGUAGAUGGUGCAUACAAACUGCUUAUUGAAAUGUUGAAUACAGCUCAUGUAAGACCUUGGCAAGCCACAUUCAAAAAUCUUAUCCAGAACCUACUAGGAGCUAGAAAGCUUGAGGAAGCAAUGGAGCUUCUUUGCUUAAUGAAAAAGCAGGGCUACCCGCCUUAUCCGGAGCCUUUUGUCGGAUACAUAUCAAAGUUUGGUUCUGUGGAAGAUGCUUCAGAGUUUUUCAAGGCAUUGUCUGUGAAGGAAUAUCCAUCCAAUGCAGCUUAUGUCCAUGUUUUCAAAUCAUUCUUUAAAGAAGGUAGACACUCUGAGGCCAAGGAUCUGCUUUAUAAAUGCCCACAUCAUAUUCGAAAACUUGGUGAAGUUCGGAAACUUUUUGGUGCCACAGAAAGAAGCAAGACUACUGCUAUUGCUUAAAGUUUGUACCAAUAGUAAGAUUAUUGCUAUUGCUUUAAACUAGUACCUGUUGUUGCCUGAAAUCUAUAGAAUUUAUGCUAAUUCAUGAAAACAAUUGGACAUC